Cryptotermes secundus is the source of this 3634-nucleotide messenger RNA. RefSeq names its product myb-like protein X. The record is from RefSeq and is a predicted model, not a curated record. Gene Ontology annotation, molecular function: mRNA binding. Gene Ontology annotation, cellular component: cytoplasm; nucleolus. The coding region runs from base 87 to 2720 and encodes 877 amino acids. NCBI's taxonomy places the organism in Eukaryota, Metazoa, Arthropoda, Insecta, Blattodea, Kalotermitidae. Gene Ontology annotation, biological process: nuclear-transcribed mRNA catabolic process, nonsense-mediated decay; positive regulation of translation. The transcript has 7 exons.
UGGAGGUUACAAAAUAGUAAGGUUAGAGGAGUGAUGUGUCAUUUAUUAAGACAGACGUAACAUAAUUCUGUUAAAAUUAAGUAAUAAUGAUUCAUGUAGCAACGGAGGAAAAUGAAACUGUUCCGAAGAAAUCUGAAACAACAAAUGAACAUGAAAAACCCAGAGAAAAGAAGGAACGCUUUCGUCCCCCAACCAAGGUUGUGAUACGGAGAUUACCUCCCACAUUAACAAAAGAUGCAUUUAUAAGUCAGAUAUCGCCUCCGCCUGAACACGAUUAUCUAUAUUUUGUAUGUCCUGACAAAAGUCUGGGACCAUUUGCUUUCUCAAGAGCAUACAUUAACUUCAUUAAGCAGGAAGAUGUUUUUACAUUUAAAGAGCAGUUUGACAACUACAUUUUUAUGGAUAAGAAAGGCAGUGAGUAUCCAGCCGUCGUGGAGUUUGCUCCUUUCCAGCGUUUACCCAAAAAGCGCCUGGGUCGUAAAAAAGAUCCCAAAAUGGGAACAUUGGAACAAGAUCCAGCAUAUAUCAGCUUCCUUGAGAGCAAAGCAGCUAAGCCUACAGAAUCUGGCUCUACUCAGCACUGCUCUCUUGAAUACUUCCCUCCUCCAGAGAAAAAGAAAAUUACUACUACACCUCUCUUGGACUUUCUGAGACAGCGCAAAGCAGAGAGGCAGCGUUUGCGUGAUGAGCGGAGGGAAGAACGAAGGAGGAAGGAACAAGAGCGAAAGAGGCUCAAGGAUGCUGAUAGAGACAGGCGUCGGGGAACCGGAAAGCCUGACACUGGUUCUUCUCGGGAUAUAACAUCUGACUCGGUACUCAGGGUCUUACGUAACCCUGAGCAUGAGAAAGAGGUGAAGGAUGACAAUAACAGAGGGGGAGGAAUGAAGGAAAGCAGAGAUAAAUCACAGCAGCUAGGGACCAAGAAGAGGGAAGAUGACCGGCAGCGUAACAACAGAGAUAAGGAACGUGAACGGAAAGAAAAACAGUUUCAAGAGAGUAGGCAAAGGGAGAAUAAAGGACAGAAUAGUGUCAAGAGCUACCGAGAUGAUCGGCAAAAACAGAUGGAAAUAAGAGCACAGCGGAAACUACCUGAUGAUCAGCGUAGGAAAACAAGUUUUGAACGUGUGCAGGGACACGUAAAAAUAACUGACUCUCACCAGAGCCAUGAACCAGAGAAGGGACAAGGCCCUUCCAAGAUGUCUGAUACCAGACGAAGCCAAGAAUUCGACCGUGGUCCAACCAAAUUAUCUGACAUCCGUCGAAGUCAAGAAUUUGAGCGUAACCUGGGAUCCUCCAAGACUAGUGACUUACAUAAAAGUCAAGAGUAUGAUCGUCAGACACAUUCCAGUAGAGAUAUAGAACACAGGAAGCAUUAUCAAUCUAGUGACCAACGAAAAGUACCAAAUGAAAGGUUUCAGAGCCAUGCCAAGGAUAGUGAAAAACAAAACAAAGAAAGUGAACACAGAAAAAGCUACAGGGACUCAGAUUUCAAAAGAAACCAAGGUUACAGUAAAGAUAUAGACCAGAAGAGAAAUUCCUAUAACAUAAGAACAACUCGAUGUUAUAAUGAAACUGAAUCCAAGAAAACCUCUUCAGAUCACAGGAUUCAUUUUAAAGAAGGUAAUCCAAAGAGUAUCAAAGAGUCAGUGGGGGAAAAUAUGAAAGGAGAAAAGGAGGAUGAGUCUAAGAAAUGGGAACAAAUGGGUGCAAAGCCAAAAAAGGUAAUUUCACUGGAUGCAACAAAUAAACCAGAAUCAAAGGUAGAUAAAAUGAAAGAACAGUCAUUGAAGCCUGAGAAUCCAGUAAAGAAAGAGCAAAAUGUAGGGAAUUCUUUAGAAUCUGAUGUCCAAGAGGAUGAUCGAGAAAAUAAUAUUGUUGAAGAGAAACAAGAAUCUGGAGAAGGAGGGAUGAAAAAUGAUUCAGAGAAACAACCAAAACAAAAGAACUCUUCAGAAUCAGAAAGCCCCGAGCUCAGUUAUCAGUCUGUCACUGAAAAUGUGAGUAAGGACAAGCAGGAUUCUUUGAAGUCGGAAAAGCAAGACUUGGCAGAACCUGAAGAUAUGCACAAGACUGAAGUCCAAGUUGAGCCUAAAGAAAAUGUAAAACCAUGUACUGAGCACAAAUAUGGAGCAAAGCUAUGCAGGCGGAGGGGUUCCCUUGAUUCUAGUGAUCAUGAAAGUGAGAUUCAAGGACGCAAAGGCAUGAGCAGAAGUGCCACAGGUAGCGACUGGAGUAUGGACUCAAAACUGAAACGCAACCACUCUCUGGACCUAGAAGGGAAUCACUGGGUCAUGGAUGCAAUGCAAGGUGAAGGCAUAUUGAAAAGUUCUACAGUAUCAGAGAAAAGUACAAGAGAGGUGAGAAAAGGUGGAAACAGUGAUGAGAAGGAGAGAUCCACAGAUGCUUCUAAUAAUGGGACUGAUGGAGAACACAAGAGGGACCCAAGAGUCGAAAGGAGAAUUCGAAAUAAGGAUCGUCCAAGCAUAGAGAUAUAUCGACCCGGCAUGGGUCGAUUUAGCCUUCAGCGAAAGGAACGUGAAAGGGGUUCAGGUUCUGCACCAGGGACAGCAGGCAGCAGUAUGGAACAGGAAUCUCCUUCAUCCAGUCCCUCACCCACCCCAACAAACACUACUCGAACAGCAGCAUCUACUAAAAUUUCCAAAGUUGGAAAUGAAUUACGUUCCAUGACUUUCAAACGCAGCGUAAGUCGUGAGAAAUAAAAUCUGGAGUCAGAGAAGCAAUCCAACUGCCAGAUUCGUUUAUCAGCUCUUCAGCCAGUAAAAGCAAGAAAACUACAUGGAAGAGUAAAAAAAUUCGUGAAAUUCAGGCACAAUUUUUAGUAAAUAGGAUACGCAGAAACAGUCAUACACAGUGGAUAUUUUAAAGAGCAUUGUCUCAAUAAACCACAUUGAGGCCUACAAGAGCUUCCACUGCUAAUUUUCCUAGUUUGAAAAAGAAUGUUAAUGUUCACCUGUUGCUGAAACUGAGAUAUUGCAACUUGCUCCACAUAUAGCAUGCAGUGCACUGCAGUGCACUCAACCCCCCCCCCCCNUUUAAGCGGCAGACAGUUGUCUUGAUGUGCCUAAAUUGUGGGGACUUCUUGAUCCUUCCUGGUAUAAUGCUUGUUACUGUAUCUUGGUUCCAAUUCACUAUUAUGAAUGUAAGAAAUGGGCUAUUAAAUCCCUUUUGUGAAGCAGUGUAUGUACAACAAUUUUAGAACUUCAGGUGUUGACUGUACUUAACGUUUACAACUGUUUCUUUUACAUGUAGAUUCUUAGGACAUUCAUUUUGUAUUAAUUUGAAAUUUACAAUAUCUUGAUAUUUGCGGAAGAGAAAACAAACAUUCUGUGAUUAACGUGUGAACUGAAGAAGCUGAGAAAUGUUAAUGUAUGUCUUGUCAUCAAGUUAAUGGCAUUUAUAUUACUUUAUUUCAUUUCAUCUGUAUAUGCCUUUACAAAAUGCUGCUUAGGCAUACAGUCUCCUUGAUUUACACAAGCGAAAGUAAGGACACAGAUUAAGGACAAAGAAAUCAUUCUUGCUAUAAAACUGUGUUUGAUAUGAUACUGAAUUGUGUGUUGUAUAAAAUAUGAAUUAUAUGUCAAUUUUAAUUUUUUUAAUAAAAGGUAUUCAGAAA